CCCAGAGAGAGACCUCCACCCAAGGGCUAAAUCCACCACUACCUUCGGUGAGACUCGAGUGAUUCCUAUUCCUCUUCCAAGGAAAAGAGGCUCAAAGGUUUGUUCUCUAAACCCUUAAUCUCUUAUUCUUCUUCUCUCUCUCUCUCUCUUUUUGAUCUUCUCUCUGAAUCCCUUUCUGUAAUCUUCUGUGUUCUUUCGAGGAAGGAAAAAAAAAAAAUCCAAUUUUGAGGUCCUUUUUUUGGUUUUUGGACAAAAAAAAGGAAGGCUUAGAAGGUUUUUUUUUUCUUUCACUAGGGAGCCAGAGGAUUCAGAAGAGAGAUCCAGAGCUUUUUUUUUCCUUCUGGAUUUCUUCCUCAGUUUUUCUUCCACCCCCUCCUAGUUUCCUCUCUUUAAUCAGCCAAAGGGUUGUUUUCUAUACCCUUGUGGUUAUUUAUUUUCUUUGUGGCUUUAGAUCAAAAGAGGCAACUUUUUUACUCGCAACCUCUUUUUUAGGUGUUUUCUCUGAGAACCCAGUCACCUGUUCUUUGGUUUUGUUUAAGAACCAGGUGGGUCUCAGCUUAUCCCCCUCUUCCUUAGAAUUCCAAUCUUUCCUUCGUUUAUCUUACUUCUCUUCUUUUUCUCUUAAAAAUCCGAUCUUUCUUUCUUUUUCUCUCUGUUUUUUAGCUUCAAAGUUUCAUUUUUCUUUUUAGCUUAGAUUUCAUGGCUGCAGCUAUAGAUUUGUUCAAUAGCUAUCCAGUACUCUCUUUAGAUCCCUUCAACGAGGAGCUCAUGAAAGCACUUGAACCUUUUAUUGGAUGUGCUUCCACCUCCUCCUCCUCUCCCUCCCCUUCUUUUACCUCCACCUCGGAGACCACCCCCUCCUCCUCCUCUCCCUCGCCCUCUUCUUCCACCCCUUCCCCUUUCCUCUCCUUUUCUUCCUACCCCUUCAACCCCACUUUCCCCGUCCCCUCUCCCUCCUCCUCCCACCAAAAUCCAAUCUUGGACUGCUCCUCCUCAGGCUUUCUCGGCGCCGGCUGCCCCGGCCCGAUUGGUCUCAACCACCUCACCCCCGUCCAGAUUCAGCAAAUCCAAGCUCAAAUCCAACUUCAGCAGCAGCAGAACGUCCUCGCCGCCCCGCAACUGUCGCAUGUCGGCGCCGCGCCGCGCUUCCUCGGCCCCCGGCCGCAGCCCAUGAAGCACGCCGGCUCGCCUCCCCCACCGCGCCCCGCCAAGCUCUACCGCGGCGUCCGGCAGCGCCACUGGGGGAAGUGGGUCGCCGAGAUCCGGCUCCCCAAGAACCGGACCCGCCUCUGGCUCGGCACCUUCGACACCGCCGAGGAGGCGGCCCUCGCCUACGACAAGGCCGCCUUCCGUCUCCGCGGCGACUUCGCCAGGCUCAAUUUCCCCCACCUCCGCGACGAGACCGCCCGCGCCGCCGGCGGCCCUCUCCACUCCACCGUCGACGCCAAGCUCCAGGUCAUUUGCCAGGGCCUCGCCACUCCUCCGAAGCCGGGCGCCCCUCAGCCCCCCAUUCCGGAUGCCGCUGCCACUGCCAGCCGGCGACCGAAUGUGGCGAAGGGCGUUUCGGCCUCGGAGGACUUCAAGUCCGAGAGCUCGUCGGAGGCCGGCGAUGACUGCUCAUCCGGCUCGUCGCCGGCGUCAGAUAUGCAGCAUUUGGACUUCACCGAGGUGCCGUGGGAUGAAUCGGAGAGCUUCGUGCUGCGGAAGUAUCCUUCUUGGGAGAUCGACUGGGAUUCCAUCCUUGCCUAAUUUCACUACUUAGCAUAUAUAGCUUUGCGUCGUCGUUGUUGUUGUUGUUGUUGUUUUUGGUUUGGUGAUUGGUGUCUCCAGUGGCUGUAGCAAAUGGGUUUUUUGACAUUUGCCGAGCUGCUGUAGAGAUUUCAGUUAGGAAGGCUUCUCUUGUUCUUAGUGUCCUCUUAAGGCUUUGGGGUUUUAGAUUUGUAUGUUUUAUUUUGUGUACUAAACCUCCUGGUUUGCUGGCUUUUUUCCUUGGCAAAACCAGUGGGGGAGAAUGUUAUGUUAUAGUACUGUAAUCGUACUCCUUGUCGAGUAUAUUUGUAAUUAUUUCCAUGUAUUGGAAUGUGGAUGUGCUUUCUAGUGUGUA
Molecule: messenger RNA, 2104 nt
Organism: Phoenix dactylifera (date palm)
Lineage: Eukaryota; Viridiplantae; Streptophyta; Magnoliopsida; Arecales; Arecaceae
Product: ethylene-responsive transcription factor ERF060-like
Biological process (GO): regulation of DNA-templated transcription
Cellular component (GO): nucleus
Molecular function (GO): sequence-specific DNA binding; DNA-binding transcription factor activity
Source: RefSeq, a predicted model, not a curated record